Molecule: messenger RNA, 895 nt
Organism: Cyphomyrmex costatus
Lineage: Eukaryota; Metazoa; Arthropoda; Insecta; Hymenoptera; Formicidae
Gene: Sld5
Product: DNA replication complex GINS protein SLD5
Exons: 3
Coding region: 108-755 (215 amino acids)
Biological process (GO): DNA-templated DNA replication; double-strand break repair via break-induced replication
Cellular component (GO): GINS complex
Source: RefSeq, a predicted model, not a curated record
UAGGUUAGUGCGUCCCGCCAUAAAUGAUGGGUCGAUGACAGUAUCGUGAUGAUUCGUAAUAGUAUUUACAUCAACAGCAGAUACUUUCAAAAAUCAAUUCGACAGCUAUGGAGAACCUCGAGGACAACUUGCUGGACGAUGGGGAUGGCGUCGGGGAGGUGACUGCGCAGACGGUGCUCCAGGAGAUCGAAAACGCCUGGAUGAACGAGAGAUUUGCUCCGGAGAUUUUGCCGCAUCAGUCCGACCUGGUGGACUGCAUGCUGCAGCAGAUCGCGCACAUGGAAGAGAAUAUCAAGAGGUUAGACAAAAACGAUCUGCGAGCGCUAGUCCACCGGAUGGAGCUCGAUCGGAUCAAAUACAUCAUCAGCAGCUACCUGCGAGCACGUCUGGAGAAGAUCGAACGAUAUACAAUUCAUAUCCUGUCGGAAGAGGCAAGUAGAAGUCCGGAAGAGGCCUAUUUGACGCCAGGUGAGUCGCAUUUCGCUAAAGAGUACCUGGCCAAUCUGGAGACGUUCUUCAAGACGGUGGCGUUGCAGCACAUGCCGCCUAACUUUCAGCGAUUUGAGGCGAACAAGUUUACCAUUAAACCCAAUCUGCAAGCACAUGUGUUCCUGCGUGCGAAUCAAAGUGUUACUGGCAUAGUUCUACCUGGUAUGCUGAAUGAAGAGAUAGACUUCGAAGAAGGUUCGCAGCAUAUUAUACAGUAUAAUGCCAUAGCGCACUUGGUUAAGUCUGGUGUAGUACAGUUGAUUUGAUAUUCUUAGGACAAGGAAACAUAGCUAAGAAAAGAAAAAGGUUGUGAUAUAUUUCUUUAUGGAUCAACACUGCUGCUUCAGCAGCACCCGCCACAGCCAUAGGAUAAAAUAUCGCCAUGGUAAGUUGAAGAAUAUUAAAA